UAGCCGAAUCCUUGGAAUAUAACUGAUUAAAAAUGCGAAAUGGACAAGGAUCGGUACGGAUCGGUCCGUAAACAAGGCUUGGAAGGACCAAGUCCUUAGUGCACGUGGCGUGUGAUGGUUGGGUCGGCGAGCAAACGAGUUUGGUAACGCUGGGAAAAAAAUAUUCGCGACCGAAGGCGAUAAAAAAAACAGAGUUGGAGACGAAAAGGCGAUUUCUCUCCAUCUUUGAUCCUCCUCUUCCGUCAUCUUCUUCUGUGGUAGAUUAAAGGAUUAUAACAUUAGUGAUUUCUUGAGACAUUUAUCUCUUGAGGUGUUCAACAAUGGCCGAUCAAUCUCUUCACGCUCCUACCAACCCACAUUUCUUUCAGCCUCUCCUUCCCGGCUUCCACACUCACCUCAGCGUUCCUAUAGCUUUCUUUGCGAAGCAUCUCCAAGAAAGUAACGACCACAUCAAGACGGCUAAACUGAGAACAGAUGCGUCCGCUAAAACCUGGUUAGUGAAGGUAGACGGCUUGAAACUCACAGAUGGGUGGAAAGACUUUGCAGACGGGCAUGACCUGCAGAUUGGUGACAUCAUCAUUUUCAGACAUGAAGGAGAGAUGGUGUUUCAUGUCACAGCUUUCGGACCAAGUUGCUGUGACAUUCAAUAUACUUCAGCAUCAUCUCACAACAUCAAUGAUGAUAGUCAUGAUCAGACGACCAACAAUAAUGGUCACAUUGCUUCUGGCUCACGGAUGAAUUAGGAGAAUGCUCAACUCUUUUCCUUUGUAGGACAUGUCAAGUAUGUGUAACGUCUUUGUUCACUCAAACUUAUGUCGGUGUAAUCUACUCAAACGAAUUUUCAAAUAUGGCUUUGAAGUUUAUGUUCAAGCGUGUGUUAGCUAUGAAACUAUCUCCUUUUGCUUUGCUGGUUAAGAGCUUAAUGACUCUCUUUGUUUCCUUAA
Messenger RNA from Raphanus sativus (radish), 944 nucleotides. RefSeq names its product B3 domain-containing protein REM7-like. Lineage: Eukaryota; Viridiplantae; Streptophyta; Magnoliopsida; Brassicales; Brassicaceae. Bases 321 to 743 code for a protein of 140 amino acids. The record is from RefSeq and is a predicted model, not a curated record. The transcript has 4 exons. Gene Ontology annotation, molecular function: DNA binding.